Molecule: messenger RNA, 696 nt
Organism: Parastagonospora nodorum SN15
Lineage: Eukaryota; Fungi; Ascomycota; Dothideomycetes; Pleosporales; Phaeosphaeriaceae
Exons: 1
Coding region: 1-696 (231 amino acids)
Source: RefSeq, a predicted model, not a curated record
AUGCUGUGUGGACUGCCACGACUGAGCGGAAGAUCUACCGUUGCAGUUGGCACAUUCUUCCCCAUUGCUAUCAUCACACACCACCUCGCACAUCCUACACUGUACACUGAAGCAUGUCCCGGUGGCCUCCCAUGCUACACGCCCACAUAUCCAAGCGCUGCAACAACCAUGACUCUAGUAAUACUUGCCGUGAUCAACAUCAUCACUGCGCGAACCGUCCCGAAACUCGUCGAAGACAUAGUUGCGAGUACAUCAACCGACAAACGCUCAGGAGAGUCUCGCUCCAUCGCCCGCAAAGUGACCCUGUUCUUCUCCGGUCUAUUAUUCGCUCUCGGCCUUCACAUCUCCGGCAUGGCACACCCAGCAAAAGUAGCCUCCUUCCUGUCGUUCCCCGUCAUGAACCAAUGGGACCCAUCCCUCGCCCUCGUCAUACUCUUCGGCGUGCUACCGAACCUCGUCGAAAUACAGCGAAAGGGCUUCAGCAGUCCGCCAUCAUUCUCAGAGAAGUUUUCGCUACCGACGAAGACUUUCAAGGACAUUGAUGCAAAGUUCGUGGCUGGAGCUGCGGCGUUCGGUGUGGGGUGGGGAUUGACGGGUACAUGUCCGGGUCCAGCAGUGCUGAGGGCUUUCGCUCAGCCAGUUUGGGGUGCUUUGUGGAUGGGUGGGUUCUGGCUGGGUGGUAAAGCCAUGUCUUGA